Molecule: messenger RNA, 3033 nt
Organism: Fomitiporia mediterranea MF3/22
Lineage: Eukaryota; Fungi; Basidiomycota; Agaricomycetes; Hymenochaetales; Hymenochaetaceae
Product: glycine dehydrogenase
Exons: 8
Coding region: 1-3033 (1010 amino acids)
Biological process (GO): glycine decarboxylation via glycine cleavage system
Cellular component (GO): glycine cleavage complex; mitochondrion
Molecular function (GO): glycine dehydrogenase (decarboxylating) activity; pyridoxal phosphate binding; glycine binding
Source: RefSeq, a predicted model, not a curated record
AUGUCGCAGCUUGGGCACCUCUUGAGGUCCAGUAAUGCCUCUGCUCGUGUGAGGACGGUGGGGAAGGGGAGAGGCUUGGCAGGCGGGCCGUCGCCAUCACCGUCAAGAACGAGAGCACAAGGGUCAUUGUUCAAACCCCUUGACACCUUCACGGAACGACACAUUGGGCCGAACGAGUCCGAGCAGAAGAUGAUGCUCGGCGCACUUGGGUUUGAGUCUAUGGACGCGUUCGUGGACGCAUCUGUUCCGCCGUCUAUACGACUUCCUGCAGGGACCAUGGAUGAUGCGGUUAUACACUCUUUUAGUGAGUCGGAGCUCUUAAGACGCGCGAGGGAUCUUGCAAAGAAGAACAAACCGUUCAAGAGCUAUAUUGGGAUGGGCUACCAUAACGCGGUUGUUCCGCCCGUUAUUUUGCGGAAUAUUAUUGAGAACCCGGCGUGGUAUACACCUUACACACCUUACCAGCCGGAGAUCGCUCAAGGUCGUCUGGAGUCGCUUGUCAACUUUCAGACUAUGGUUAUGUCUCUUACGGCCAUGCACGUCGCAAAUGCAUCUCUUCUAGAUGAAGGCACUGCUGCAGCCGAGGGAAUGACAAUGUCCUAUGCUGCCUCGAAUAUGAAGAGGAAAACUUUUGUGGUCCAUUCCGGCGUUCUCCCUCAAACCAUCUCGGUCCUUCAGACACGUGCAAAAGGCUUCGGUAUCAAGCUUGUUAUUGGUGAUAUCUUUAAACUCGUCGAAGAUGAAGCUGUCCGGUCAGAUCUUUGUGGUGUUUUGAUUCAAUAUCCAGAUGUUGACGGGCGAGUUACGGACUUUUCGGGGCUCGUGUCUUCUGUGCAUGCUGCAAACGGACUCGUUAUCUGCGCGACUGAUCUUCUGGCUCUGACUAUGCUAAAACCUCCAGGUGAAUGGGGCGCGGAUGUCGUCCUGGGUAAUUCCGCGCGUUUCGGUGUUCCGAUGGGUUAUGGCGGCCCACACGCUGCGUUCUUCGCAUGUACCGAGAAGCUGAAACGCAAACUACCUGGACGUCUCAUUGGGCGGAGUCGCGAUGCAACGGGUGCACCCGCGUACCGUCUUGCUUUACAGACGCGUGAGCAACAUAUUCGACGUGAGAAAGCGACGAGUAAUAUUUGCACGAGUCAAGCUCUACUGGCGAACAUGGCAGCCAUGUAUGCGGUGUACCAUGGACCAGAGGGACUGGCUCGAAUUGCAACACGCGUUCAUGGAUUUACCCGUGUACUGGCGGAGCAAGUGGAAAAGCUCGGAUAUAAAAUUGAGAACGAGGCUUUCUUCGAUACAUUGACAAUUAAUGUGGGUUCUGUCUCCGGUGGCGCUUAUGCAGUGCACCAGGCUGCUCGUGAAUCGUUUGUCAACCUGCGCGAAAUUGACGAAGCCCGUGUAGGGGUUUCGCUGGAUGAAAGCAUUUCCGUUGAGGACCUUGUUACACUCAUCAACAUCUUUGCACGGGUUGUAUCUGCGUCUGAACUAUCACUCGUUUCUCUCAUGGAGCCAUCAGUAUCAUCGUUCGGACUUCCCUUCCAACUUGUCCGCACGUCCCCGUUCCUUCCUCACCCUGUGUUCAACACGCAUCAUUCCGAGACGGAGAUGCUUCGCUAUAUCACACAUCUGCAAAACAAGGACCUUGGACUUGUCCAUGCCAUGAUUCCCCUUGGCAGUUGCACAAUGAAGCUCAACAGCACAAGUAGCAUGAUUCCUCUGACAUGGUCUGGAUUUAGCGGUGUACAUCCGUUUAUGCCUGUUGAUCAAGUGGAAGGGUACUUGCAGAUGAUCAAGGAGCUUGAAUUGGACUUGUGCAAGAUCACUGGCUUCUAUGCUUGCUCUGUGCAGCCGAACUCGGGUGCAUCGGGUGAAUAUGCUGGCUUAUCUGUCAUUCGUGCGUUCCAUGAGUCGCGUGGAGAAGGACAGCGCAACAUCUGUCUUAUCCCCGUCAGUGCGCAUGGAACGAAUCCAGCUUCGGCGAUUAUGGCAGGCCUUAAGGUCGUGUCUGUGAAGGUGCUCCCGGACGGUGGACUUGAUCUCGAAGAUCUUCGGGCAAAGGCUGAACAGUACAAGGAUCAACUUGCUGCUUUCAUGAUCACCUACCCUUCGACGUACGGCGUAUUUGAGGAUGGCGUCCAAGAAGCAUGCAAGAUCAUUCAUGAGAAUGGAGGACAGGUCUACCUCGAUGGCGCGAACUUGAAUGCACAGAUUGGCCUCACGAACCCUGCAACUUGCGGUGGUGAUGUCUGUCACUUGAACCUUCACAAGACGUUUUCUAUUCCACAUGGUGGCGGAGGACCUGGUGUUGGCCCUAUCUGUGUUGCAGAGCAUCUUGCACCUUUCUUACCUAGGCAUACAUUUGUUCCAACUGGUGGUGAGAAAGGUAUCGCCCCUGUAUCAUCUGCACCGUUCGGAAGCGCUUCCGUACUGCUCAUCUCAUGGGCAUACAUCAAGAUGCUUGGUGGCUCGGGCUUGAAGGCCUCAUCAAAGACGGCACUGCUAAAUGCGAACUACAUCUCCGCCCGCCUUUCAGGGCACUACAGCGUGCGAUUCGUGAAUGGACGUGGACGCGUUGCUCACGAGCUCUUGAUUGACCUUAGCGAGUUCGAGCGUAGCGCAGGGCUACGUGUUACAGAUUUUGCAAAGCGUUUGCAGGACUAUGGGUUCCAUCCGCCGACAUGCUCAUGGCCUAUCAACACUGCGAUGCUUAUUGAACCGACAGAGAGUGAGAGUCUUGCGGAAAUCGACAGAUUCUGCGAGGCGAUGCUUGAGAUUCGGAAGGAGGCACAGGAAGUUGUCGAUGGUAUCCAGCCGAAAGAUAAUAACCUUUUGAAGAACGCGCCGCAUCCGAUGAGUGUCUUGCUGUUGCCUGAGGAGAAGUGGAAUAAGCCGUAUUCACGUGAACGUGCUGCAUACCCCUUGCCUUGGUUGCGCGAGAAGAAGUUCUGGCCUAGUAUUGCCAGAGUUGAUGAUGCUUAUGGCGAUCUCAACCUCGUCUGUGACUGCCCAUCCGUUGAGGAAGUUGCUUCAUCUUAA